AUGUCUAGCCAAGGUAAUGAUACAUCUAGUGCCAAUGCACCCCCUCAUGAUGAUAGAGAAAGUAUACCGAGGUUAUUAAUAACGCCUCCAUCGUUGACACCUACUUCAAUACUACCUCCGUCUAUUAGUCAACCGACUUUGGCAGUCAACUUAGAAAAUGUCAGUAAUGGUAUCAUAAAAGCAAUUGAUUAUUCAAAUAGUACUCCAGAUCAAUUACUUAGCUCAGGACCUAAAUUAUCUGUCGUAAGUAGUGAAUCGUCUGAAUAUGGAGUUCGAAGUCCUAUCAGUCAAGAGGAAUAUGAAAACUUGACCGAUCAUUUCACUGAUGAAUAUGAUGAUAAUGACAAUACUGAAGACAAUGAAGAAUUACAAAAUCUAAUCAGUGAUAUAAUACGGUAUGAACAUAGUCAUUCCAUUAACUUGGAUCAUAAUAAUAAACUAAUGUCUGAAUCAUCUUAUCUUGAUUUCAAUAUUUUCCCAAACCAUGAUUCAAUAACCGAUGAAUUAGAGUAUUACAAUAAGUAUAUCAAACUAAGCAAAACAAAUAAUGAAGAAGAAUUCCAUGAUAAAUUAAAGCACUUUUUUAUAUUUUCUAUGGCUGGUAAACCAAUUUAUAGUUUUAAUGGUGCUGACGAACUUGUUAUGGGAUAUGCCGGUAUUUUAACGACUAUCAUAUCUACAUUUGAAGAAAAUAUUAAUGAAGAAAUCAAAUCAAUUACAGUGGGGGAUAACUUAAAAAUAGUGGCUAUAAAUAGAAAUCCAUUGGUUCUUGUUUCCAUAUCUUCUAUAAGUUAUGAAUUGAUGUCAUUUUCUAAGAAUGAUGUUGGUUUGGAAAUUCCAGAUGAUACUGAACAAGAGAUUAAAGAUACAGAUAACGACCAUACAUUACGAAACAACCAAGAUUUAAUUCUCAUAAAUCAAUUAAACACCUUAUACAACUAUUUGCUUUCAAUUCUUUCAAAGCCUGUCAUAGAGAAGAAUUUUAUGAAUAGAAUGAAUUAUGACUUACGAAGAAUAUUAACUAGUUUGGAUUUUGAUAAUAUAGAUGCUUUGUGCAUGAGAUUGAGUUAUGGGUUACCAAUUACAGAAGAAAUUGAAAAUAACUUGUUGGAUACAUCAAGUUUUGAUUUCUUUAUUAGUGAAUUAUUGGAUUCAUCAAUUCAAAGUAUUAAAAUUACAAACACGACAAGAACAAGACUCAAUAAAAUCUUAUUAGCAAGUAAAAAAUUAAAGGUAAAGCAACAGCAAAUAUCUUCAACAGAAACAGGUUCCACUGCAGGAACUAUUUCAUCAUAUUUCCCAUCAGUAGGAGGGUCAACUUUAGUAGAAGAAAAGUUUUUAGGUGAUGAUUUAUUGUUUUCGUUGUUGGCUACCUCCCAUAACAACAAAAUAUUAAGUUAUAUGAAACCUAAGAAUCACUCCUUAUCAAAUGAUGAUCUUAAGUUGCUUUUGAAUGUUAUUCAUUCUAGUCAAAACUCAUUGGAUUAUACUGAAGAUUUAUGGAUUCCACUUUGUCUCCCCAAUUUCAAUCCAAAUGGGUUUUUGUAUGUGUUUGUCAAACAGAUCAAUUUAUCCGAUUAUUUCAAAUCAGGAAUAGUAGUACAGCCAUUAACUAUAAUAUUGAUUAGUAGUAAUAAGAACUCCUUUUACCAGAUGCAAGAGAUUUCCAACUAUAUUAUUUAUAUGAUUAUCAAGGAUGAAGCAGUGUUAAAUACGCUUGCCCAGGAAUUGAUAAACUCAAGUAGAUUAUCGAUCAUAAAGGAUAUAAAUGUGCCAUCCAUCAAACAUUUCAUUUACAAAUCAAAGAAGUGUAAUCAAUUUAUUAUGAAUGAUUUAAUUCAUUUCAAUAACGAUCGGAGUAUGAAUAGUUUACUACAAUUGGUGUAUUUCUAUUCAGUCCUCCAUAACACGAAAGCAGUCAAGAUUAAGAGUAGAUUAAAGUCAACUUACAAUCAAUCAACUUCAUCCAAUAAUCAAACGUCAUCUUCAUCAAGCUUUCAAAAUAAAAAGUUAACAUAUGCGAAAUGGACUUUACAAGAUAAUUCAGUGACAGGUUUUAUGUUAGCUGAUAAUGAAUAUGAAUUCUAUUGUUUAAGCAAUUCACUGAUAAAAUCGAAUGACUUAAUAAAUCAUAGUCUAAAGAUCAUAAAAUGGUGUGAAAAGAACCAGAAGCGUUUAUUUUUUGGUUCAGGAGUAGUAUUUUAA
Messenger RNA from Scheffersomyces coipomensis, 2205 nucleotides. RefSeq lists its product as uncharacterized. Lineage: Eukaryota; Fungi; Ascomycota; Pichiomycetes; Serinales; Debaryomycetaceae. Bases 1 to 2205 code for a protein of 734 amino acids. The record is from RefSeq and is a predicted model, not a curated record. Gene Ontology annotation, biological process: protein targeting to vacuole; vesicle-mediated transport. Gene Ontology annotation, cellular component: Mon1-Ccz1 complex; fungal-type vacuole membrane. The transcript has a single exon.